GUCUCCCUCUCUCUUUCUCUCUCCACCUCUUAUAACCCCAAAAGAAUAGAAGAAGAGAAGAAGCAAACAAGGAAGGAGAAGAGGAGAAAAGAAGCAGAUCGUAAGGCCUAGGGUUUCCAGCGCCAUCUUGAUUUGUCAUUGCUUCUGGAGAGAAAAAUGGCCGGCUUGCUCGGCGGCGUUGACCUGAACUUCAAGGAGACCGAGCUGUGCCUCGGCCUGCCUGGUGGCGGCGGCGGGGCAGAGGUGGAGGCUCCAAGGGCCACCGGGAAGAGAGGGUUCUCCGAGACCGAGGUGGACCUCAAGCUCAACCUUCAAGCCAAGGACGCUUCGUCAGUGGUGGAUCUCAAGGAGGCCAUGAAGAGUAACGAGAAGACUCUUCUUGCUGGUGCUAGUCCCGCUAAAGAUCCUGCAAAGCCACCUGCCAAGGCUCAGGUGGUGGGUUGGCCGCCAGUGAGAUCGUACAGGAAGAACAUGAUGGUAGCUCAGAAGAGCACCGACCCUGAGGAGGAGAAAGAGAAGGCUGCGGCUGCAGCAUUUGUGAAGGUGUCCAUGGAUGGAGCACCUUAUCUGCGCAAGGUCGACCUCAAGAACUACAGCAGCUACAAGCAACUCUCUGAUGCUCUGGGCAAGAUGUUCAGCUCCUUCACCAUGGGGAGCUAUGGUGCGCAAGGAAUGAUAGACUUCAUGAACGAGAGCAAGCUGAUGGACCUGCUGAACAGCUCUGACUAUGUGCCGACUUAUGAAGACAAGGACGGUGACUGGAUGUUAGUGGGCGAUGUUCCAUGGGAGAUGUUUGUCGACUCGUGCAAGCGUCUGCGCAUAAUGAAAGGGUCUGAGGCAAUAGGGCUCGCACCAAGAGCAAUGGAGAAGUGCAAAAGCAGAAGCUGAGCAGCCUACCCCUGUGCUGAUCAGUUCUAAUCCUCUGGAGGAGGCAGGCUCUGGCCAGAGAUUCCAUGGAUCGAAGACCAAUGGUGCUCCUUUUUACCCGUCCUUCUCUGUACUCUCAUUGUUUUAGCUCGCUCGUACAUACAUAUCAAAAGAUGUGGUGAUUUGUAAUGCAACAAGAGGCAAUAAACUUUAGCUUGUCUGAUGUUUUUCUUCCUUUUUCAUUUUUUAUUUUCAUUUUCCCUCUUUUUUAAUGUUGUUUUUUGUUCUCGUGGGCUUCACCAGAAUGGCUUGCUUAAAGACACGCUAUUUUCCUAUUCUUCUAUUUCCCUACUGUCAUCACUGUCACGGUUGUUGGGUGUUUUAUUCCUCCAGAUAUAUAAAUAUUUAUUUUCCAUCC
Molecule: messenger RNA, 1285 nt
Organism: Eucalyptus grandis
Lineage: Eukaryota; Viridiplantae; Streptophyta; Magnoliopsida; Myrtales; Myrtaceae
Product: auxin-responsive protein IAA14
Exons: 5
Coding region: 157-888 (243 amino acids)
Biological process (GO): regulation of DNA-templated transcription
Cellular component (GO): nucleus
Molecular function (GO): protein binding
Source: RefSeq, a predicted model, not a curated record